Molecule: messenger RNA, 363 nt
Organism: Mycotypha africana
Lineage: Eukaryota; Fungi; Mucoromycota; Mucoromycetes; Mucorales; Mycotyphaceae
Exons: 2
Coding region: 1-363 (120 amino acids)
Source: RefSeq, a predicted model, not a curated record
AUGGCUUUAUUCCUUCCUAUUCUUUUAGGUGCUCCUAUUGGUUAUUUCACCUGGUCAAAAGUGUUUGAUGCAGUUGACGAUCGUGUCUAUCGAAUCACACAAUCAGCCAAUAGCAACAACGCCGCCCCAAUAUUUGCCUUAGGAUGUUCACUGUUGUCAGCAGGUCUUUUGGGCAAAUUAACCUUUCCACAAGCUACUCGACAUAGAUUGUUUUUCGCGAAAGCACCCGCCAACAGCAAUAUACGUAUAGUAACCUUGAAAUUAGGGUUUGAAUUGUUAGCCAGAGCAGGCAUCGUUUUUUAUGGCGCAGCAACUGGAGGAGCCAUUGGAGGGCGAUUGAUGGCACAGAAAAACCGUGGAUAA